Molecule: messenger RNA, 1169 nt
Organism: Bombina bombina (fire-bellied toad)
Lineage: Eukaryota; Metazoa; Chordata; Amphibia; Anura; Bombinatoridae
Gene: CYTL1
Product: cytokine like 1
Exons: 4
Coding region: 26-436 (136 amino acids)
Biological process (GO): positive regulation of transcription by RNA polymerase II
Source: RefSeq, a predicted model, not a curated record
CUCUGCUGGAAAGCAACAAAUAGUAAUGAAGCUUUUGCUGAGUUUUGUAGCUUUUAAUAUAUUUUUUCUUUUCACGUAUUCAGCUCCCCCGACGUGUUAUUCAAGGGUUAUAAGUCUGAGCAAAGAAAUAACAGAAUCUUUUCAAAUGUUACAGAAAACUGCACCCUCAGGACCAUGCAUGGAUUCACUACCAACUCUUUAUCUGGAUAUACAUAAUUCCUGUGUGAUGACAAAGCUACGUACAUUCAUUUCAGCCCCAAAUUGCGGGAGGUUUCCUAGAGUGACGGCUCUAAAGAAGAAAGUGAGAAACUUGUAUAACAUCAUGAACACAAUCUGCAAACGUGAUUUAGUCUUCUUUACAGAUGAUUGUGAUGCUCUUGAACCACGUAUGAUGACACCUACACCCACCACAAUGUCAAGAUCAAAUGUAGAAUGAAAAACAUGGGCUUAAUGCUUAGCCUAUUCAAACACUACUGCCUUAUUUAUUAGAUUGGUUUAUAUGUAUGUGUGGUAAUGUUAUAAUCAUAUAUCUCCAUGCCAUGAAGGAAACCACAAUGACAAUAACUCUCAAUAGCAUCAAUUCAGGGGAAUUGGUUGGUUCCAAAAAGAUCAGGGGCUACAGCUAUUGAACUAGAUUCCACCAACUCUAAUUCCCCCACCAUAUACAUAUACACACACACACAUAUAUACAUAUUAGAUAUGUGCAUUCAGAGGUUUCAGAUACCACUGAAUAUGGAAAAAGGCAGAGACUCAUUCUGCUCAGCUAAUUUUGGAGCCAGUUUAUUCUUGUGAAACUGCAACACACCAGGAGCUGGAUUUGCACAGAUCUUUGUGUGUUGAAGUUUCACAAAAAUAAGUUUGGUUUAAAAAAACAGCUGAAUAGCUCUGGAAAAAUUAUCAGUUUCUCUGUUUUUACUAUUUAUAGGUAUGUGAACAUUUUUGUUUUAUUUGUUAAACCAUUAAAAACAUUUCUCCCAAAUUCCAAAUAAAAAUAUUGCAGAAAAUGACAACUGGUCAAAAUAACAAAAAAAGAUGCAGUGUUGUCAGACCUUGAAUAAUGCAAAUAAAACAAGUUCAUAUUCAUUUUUAUACAACACAAUACUAAUGUUUUAACUUAGCAAGAGUUUAAAAAUAAAUAUUUGGUGGAAAACCCCUGGUUUUCAAUCACA